AGCAGCAGCAGCAGAAGAAGAAGUCAGUUGGUACUGAAGUACUUCUGAAUUAUUGCUAGCAGCCAGUAGCACCAGUCACCGUACUUGUAUGUUUCUGUGACGUCUCGUGUUACUUUUUCUGGCCGUUAACGGGAACUCACAGUCUUUGUCGUCGUUGGUGUGAUGGAACUGGACAAAAUGGACGAGAACGACUGGAAGUAUCACGGAGAGGGAAACAAGAGCCUGGUGGUCUCACACGUACAGCUUUCCAGAGUUCUACGCCUGCUCAAGUAUCCGGCCGAGGACUCAGAAAACCCACCGCAGACAGUGGAGCAGGCCUUCAGGCAGAUCCAGAACAUUGUUGAUUUUAGCUCCAACGUGAUGAGCAGCUUGCUGGGAGACAAGUUCAUCCACAGCGGGGAAGUGGUCAAACUGCCGCUAGAGUUUGUGCGACAGCUGUCAAUCAAAGUUCAACAUCAAAGACCAGCCUGGCGCUGUGACAAGGUGAUGGACAUCUACAGCGGCUGUGCUCUCUGUCUGCCCAACCUGACAUCUCCAGUCCUCCACCAGCCAACACACACUCCUCCACUCUGCAUUGAGAUCAAGCCUAAAUGUGGAUUCCUGCCGUCCUCCAAACAUGUCAGCAAAGACAUCAAGACCAAAGUGUGCCGCUUCUGCAUGCACCAGCACUACAAGGUGGCCAAUGGGAAGUGGAAGAGACCGAGUCUGUACUGUCCUCUAGACUUGUUCUCAGGUAACAGACAGAGAAUGCACUUUGCCAUCAGACACCUGAUAGAAGAACCUCAGAACAACUUCAAAAUCUUCAAGGGCGGUCAGUGCAUCUACAGCAGUAAGGAGGUGAGUGACGACUCAAUGGACCUGAACUGUCUGCUGCAUCACCUCAGACCGUACUUCCUGUAUGGAAACAACCGGAUCAACAGUCACACGACCAGCAAAGCUGUCCUGAACGACUUCAUCACGGUCCUGGUGAACGCUCUGCUGAGUGGAGGAGGAGAUGGAGAGGUGGUGACGGACUCACAAGGAGAAGGACGGAGCUUCUGUGAAGCGAGUCUGUUCAACAAGGAGAGGAUUCGCCCCGGCUCUCAGGGUUUACCCAGCGACAGCGUUUUGUUCAGGAUCCGUCAGACUCAGAUGUUGGACACGCUGGACGUCGAGGGACUCUACCCUCUGUACCGCCGGGUGGAGCAACACCUGCAGGACUUCCCCAAAGAGAGGGGCACCGUCUGGUCUCCGGCUUCACUUCCUGUCUGUGUCAGGACCCGUCUUCAGAUGGAGGGGCCGUACAACGAGGCCUUCCUGGAGAAGCUGCAGAAAUGUCCGACUGAGGACGACGGCUCGGUGGAGUACGCCGUCGCAAAGGUGCAUCAGUACCGCGUGGCCAUGACGGCCAAGGACUGCUCCAUCAUGGUCGCUCUGGUGCCCGGCAGUGAGGAAGAGGAGGAUGAUGAAGGUAUCCCCACUCAGAGGCGGCUCAGGGACUUCCUCUCCUCCAGACUGCCGGCUCUCUCUUACUCGGUCUCCAUCUUGGAUCUGGACCCAAAGCCGUUCGACAGCAUCCCCAGCCAGCUGCGCCUGGACCAGAAGAUCGUCUCCUGCUACCUGAGGACCGGCGGUGCCUUGCCAAAGGGCUCUCUGCCGCCACACUCCGGCAUCUUCACGGCUGCAGAGAGAGAGGACUGCACGCUGCUCUUCCACCCCAUGUGAACUCCCCUGAUGACUGACUGACUAACGGACGCCACGCUGAUGACUGAAACAGAGACGCCGUGUUGAUGCAGAGGUCUAAAAGUCACGUCAGACCAGAGCCGUUUAUACACGACCGUACUGCAGCACUUUGUCUUCACUUGUCUCAGCAAGUCACCACUAACUCAACGGACGUUGAAGCAACUUCCAGAUAUUUCUGUUACUGAUUCUAGACUCUCGUCAACUUGCCGCUCCCAUCGGGAGGAGAAUCCCAGCAUCGCUGUGUUCUGUCACGACUCUUAUUUAUUAGAAAGGUUACGGGGAGAUUUGGUCUUCAGACUGACGGAGCUCUGAGAAGACGGAAGAAAAAAGAGGAGAACGAAAAGCAGGUCGUUGGGCGUCAACGUACGUAAGAUGUCAUUUACUGAAUGUAGGCGGGGCCUCUGGUGGAGGGAGGCGGAGCCAUUGUGUAUGUCCAGAUUGAACUCGCAGCAGAUCUGGAUGAGAGGAUUCAGGUCUCUGCUGGACUCCACGGGAGGUUGAAUUAUUGAAGAGAGAGAGCCAAAUAACAGCGAGAGACGCUUGACCUCCAGCUUUCGUUUUGACUCCUGUUCAGUUGUUGGCGUCGUUAACAUCUUUUUCUCAUCAGGCAUUUUCUGUCGAGAUGUUAAAGGUCAAAUGUUGGAGACUUUAUUUUUAUUUUUAGGGAGGAGAGUUGAGUAUCGUUAAAAGGUAAGUUCACCCGAAUAAUAAAAAAUGCCUUGCCUCUUCCCUCCAGUGAAAUCUAUCCAGUUAUGCUUUUAUGAGUCUAGAUUUUGAGUAUAAACCUUUGAUUCUCACAGCAUUGAAAAAUGACAUUUUAUAAAUAACUUGCCACGAAAGAGUAAUAAUAAUCUUCAAGAGACAACGGUGACGUGUUUUAAUUGAAACUAUUCAUUUGGAAUAAUAUAAAUUCUUAAAAUGUCCUUUUCUUUGCCAACAGAAACUAAAUUCGUGGCUGAAAUCUCAAAAUCUGGAGAAAUAAAAACAAAACAAUCAGCAUGGAGAGUUCACUAAAGGGAAGAGUAAAAAACACUAGGUGGCCACGUUCUUAGGUACACCUUUAUAAUAUAAUGCAAUCAAGUACAUCAGCCCUGUUAUUCAUUUUACCUUUAAACUUUUAUUGUUAAUCUGUUGAUGCCGUCAAAGGUUAAGUUAUACGGAGCUCGAUAUAUUACAGUCCAUAAUACACCAACACCUCGACAAUGAGCAUAUAGUUUAAUUAACAGGGUUGCAUUAGUGACACAGCUGUUGUCUUCUUAGUACUGAGUGUAUAUCUUUAAAUAAUUUGGGUAAACUGACCCUUAAAGGUCCAGCUGGGACUUGUGACUAAUCAGCUCUUGUAGGGUUCUUUAGCGGAGACGUUUGUGUCCAGUUGCCUUUGGUUGCUCUGACGUAACACCUUUUGUGUUUGGGGGGAAAAAAGCACAUUAUUUUAACUCUUGUUGUCAUAUUCUGUUUUGUUGGAAGAAAAGCAGCAUUUAAGUAGUCGUAUAACACUCCCGUGUUUACUAACCUGGUGAUGCGUAGCUUUCUAAACAUACGGUCACAUUACACUUGCUGAGAAUAUUUGCUCCGUCUCUUAUUCACAAGUGAAGUCCAAACCACAGAUUAAGCCGGCCAAUAAGAAACACCGAUGCAGUGUGUCAUCACUGAACACAAGACUAAUGUGACCGUACGGUUGCAGAGCAUUUUAAAGUGAAGAGGUCGGCGCAUGUCGGCGUCUGACCCACCAGGGCAAAGGCUUCUGGGUAACAGAGAGACGGGCCGAGCUUCAUGCUGCUGCUGCUCCACUGGGUUUUUGUGCCAAAAGUGGCUUGUUGUGCGUUCGUCCAUGUGCCUAAAUGUUAUGGUAAGACUGGAGGGGUGUGUGUGUGUGUGUGUGUGUGUGUGUGUGUUGAUAAAACUCGUUUUGUUACAGUCUGCGUUCACAGCUGAGAUCGGAGACUAAGCCAUGUGGGUUAGUCUCAGUCUUAGAGCGGCUGUGGACGCGACCGUGAACUCUCAGUACCUCGAACUCCUGACGACUCGAAAACCGAAGCUCCACAGGGUCGUCUGAUGUUUGCAAAAUGAUGCGUUCAGGAGCGCUGGGAGGUUUCUGAAGACGGGACGGUGAUGUCAUCAGGAGUCGGUGACUAGCAACCCGUUUUUAACUUCUUUGUCACCACCAGCAGAUGUUGAGUGUUGUAAUUUUAACACUCCAGUCCAGAUGUUGCUCAUGGUCGGAUUGUUUCUCCUGGUGACGUCAUCGUCCUCUGAACCAGCAGCGCUCACGGAGGCUUCAGAUAAACUGGUAACACUUGAUUUCAGCUCCUGUUUACAGCGUCCGCUCUCCGCCCUCCACCGCCUCAGUCAGCCAAUCAAAACGCCUGAAAACAAAAAUCACACUACAAGACAGAAAACCCUUCACAGUCCAUCUUGAUGAUGGUGAACGGCGGCGUCCAUCACUGAGACGUGAGACGUCCACCCGGUCAUCAGUUCUGUUAAUCAGAACUUCUGACCUUUUAACCAAUUGCGUCGCCCGCCUUUUUUUUUUUUUUUGGCCCGAAACCUUCAUUGCCUGUGAGGCGGAGGAGCUGGAAGGCUGGAGAGUGGACCGCAGUGACCUGAACCAACCACUGAUCGUUAUGUUGAACUGAAGACGCAACAGGCAGCAUGACGGGGAAGCAGAGGCUCAUGGAAGGACGACCUGAUGUUACUAUGGCUUUGAUUUAAUUUGUUUUAUACCUUCUAAACAUUGUGACAAAUAUACAAACUUAACGCAAAAAUCAUCUGAUCACAAAAUGCUGCAACUGGACAGAUUAUUUUCCUAAUCUUGUCGGUGUGAUCGUGAAAAGCAGCCUCAGUUUGUCUCAUCAUAUUGCGUUUAUGAGGGUUCAUGUUGUCAGACGGCUGAAGUCAGUUGUGUGACUGCUGUGUUGAUGAAAAUAGCAAUUUAACCAUUAUUUAACCAUUCAUUUAGCGUUCAGGUAUCUUGAACGACCAACUUUGGCGUCCAUCUUUAUUUGCUUUUUCAGGUACUUCCAAAUGAUUUAGUCGGAUAUAUUGGAGCUUUGAGAGAAAAAAACCUGUAAUUACGAUAACGCGUCCAUCAAGUCUUUGCAGGUGUUGAGUGUAAUAAUCUGACGUACCUUCACACACAUCGCUUUCUAAAUAUGCAUGACAAUGUUUGGACCACAAACGUUCCUCCGUAGAUUAAAACGUGUAGAAUAAAAACACGCGGUAACUUUACCUGAAAGAUAAAUUCCGGGUCAAUAAACAUGAUACUUUUCCGUUAAUCUGGAUAUAAAUAUUCAGUUUUUUUCUUAUUUUUUUUUUUUUCUCAAAUUGAAAUCUUAUUUCUUUAUCCAGAGAAAAACGAAACCUCUCUAGUUCAAGCUACACUUCCUCCAUCAGCAGAUUGAGUUUUAUAGUUAAACUUUAACGUGAACAUGGAGAAGUCCUAGAGGAGUAAAUUCAGGACUGUGUCACAUGUUCACAAACUCCACUGACAUCGUGCAGAAGACUGAAUAUAAUUUUUCAAGGAUUCUGGAAAAUCUCUUAAAAUGUAUUUAAGUGUCAUUAAAAUGUGUUGUUGGGUUCAGAUUAUCAGAUAUAAUUAACGAUAAUACUAACAGACACAAACUGGGGCUGACAAAUCAUUUCCUUUAAGAUUAUGUUCCAGUAAUCGGGAGAAAACAAACUGUCCUCACUGAGGCGGAGCUCCGACAGCUGAGCUGCCGUGUGGUUGGUCGGUUGCCUCUGCCUCCGCCUGCUGCCUGAGCGUCGGCCUGCAGAAACAUCACAGCACUGUGAUGCUACAGACUUAUCAUAACUGUGUGUGUAAAUAUCCGAGAGGAGAGAACUAUUUGAAAAUACAAAAAGGCGACGCUGCUGUCCUGCAUUUUGUAUUUAAAUUAUUUAUUUUUGUAGAUUUUGACCAGUGAGCUCUGCUGUUACAACCGUCACGGCUGAGCUCUUUCUAUUGAAUAAAGAUUUCUAAGGGACUAAA
Messenger RNA from Anarrhichthys ocellatus (wolf-eel), 5710 nucleotides. It is a transcript of the gene ippk, whose product is annotated as inositol 1,3,4,5,6-pentakisphosphate 2-kinase. Bases 163 to 1704 code for a protein of 513 amino acids. Gene Ontology annotation, biological process: inositol phosphate biosynthetic process. The record is from RefSeq and is a predicted model, not a curated record. The transcript is spliced from 14 exons. Lineage: Eukaryota; Metazoa; Chordata; Actinopteri; Perciformes; Anarhichadidae. Gene Ontology annotation, molecular function: ATP binding; inositol-1,3,4,5,6-pentakisphosphate 2-kinase activity. Gene Ontology annotation, cellular component: nucleus.